Molecule: messenger RNA, 2262 nt
Organism: Heteronotia binoei (common prickly gecko)
Lineage: Eukaryota; Metazoa; Chordata; Lepidosauria; Squamata; Gekkonidae
Gene: PSME3
Product: proteasome activator subunit 3
Exons: 11
Coding region: 125-889 (254 amino acids)
Biological process (GO): regulation of proteasomal protein catabolic process; regulation of G1/S transition of mitotic cell cycle; positive regulation of endopeptidase activity
Cellular component (GO): proteasome activator complex; cytoplasm; nucleoplasm
Molecular function (GO): endopeptidase activator activity
Source: RefSeq, a predicted model, not a curated record
GGAGGCGGCGGGGCGCCAUGUCGUCACUUCCGGGGACAGCCAAGCCGGCGGCUCGCGAGGGUGGUCGCGCGCGAGGGACGGAGAGAGACGGAGCCGGCCGCGGACCCCCCCGCCGCGCCCCGCCAUGGCCUCCCUCCUCAAGGUGGACCCGGAAGUGAAGCUCAAGGUCGACUCUUUCAGGGAGCGGAUCACAGGUGAAGCUGAGGAUCUAGUAGCAAAUUUUUUUCCAAAGAAGCUUUUAGAACUGGAUGCUUUCCUCAAGGAUCCUAUUCUGAACAUUCACGAUCUCACUCAGAUCCACUCAGACAUGAACCUUCCCGUCCCUGACCCAAUUCUGCUCACAAACAGCCAUGAUGGACUUGAUGGGCCCAAUAUGAAAAAGAGAAAGUUGGAGGACUGUGAAGAGACUUUCCAAGGUACCAAAGUCUUUGUCAUGCCUAACGGGAUGCUGAAGAGCAACCAGCAGCUUGUAGACAUAAUUGAGAAGGUGAAACCUGAGAUCCGGCUGUUGAUCGAGAAGUGCAACACAGUCAAAAUGUGGGUACAGCUGCUGAUACCCAGGAUAGAGGAUGGCAAUAAUUUUGGAGUUUCAAUUCAGGAGGAGACUGUGGCUGAACUCCGUACUGUGGAGAGUGAGGCAGCCUCAUACCUGGACCAGAUCUCUAGAUACUACAUCACACGGGCAAAGCUGGUCUCUAAGAUUGCAAAAUACCCCCAUGUGGAAGAUUAUCGCCGCACAGUGACUGAGAUGGAUGAAAAGGAAUACAUCAGCCUGCGGCUCAUCAUAUCAGAACUGAGAAAUCAAUAUGUGACCCUGCAUGACAUGAUUCUGAAAAACAUUGAAAAGAUCAAGCGACCCCGAAGCAGCAAUGCAGAAACCCUCUACUGAGCGCGUCGACACUCUGAACUCGCAAACUGUUCAGUAGGCUCAAGAGUCUUUGCCUCGGUUUGUUAUGUGACUGUUGAGAUGGGGAAGCUGGCUGGAAACAGUUCUUGGCACACUUUUAGUUAAGUCUAAAGAAACUCUCUCCUAGCUCUCUCUGGCUGGUUUUUAUUUUGGUCUUGGGGUUUGCACCCAUCUCUGACAUCCAGAAGGCACAAGGCAGGAGGUUUUCUUCUUGCUAAAGUGGGAAAGGGAUGAGCGGACAGCCUGUUCUGAGUAGUUUUUACCCUGAUGUCAACAGCUGUGAGUGCCCAGGGGUUGAUUCCUUGACCCUAGUCAAGAGCAGCGCUGAGUCAAGUGCUGCAGAUUUAUGUGGUCCUUCCCUCCAGCCAUGGCAGCCUUCCCUUGGGGAAUGUAGUCGGGGGAGGGAAAUGAAAAGGAGUGCCCUUCUCAUUCCACUGGGCUGUCUGCAUCCUUCCUAGUGACCUGUCCAGUCAUGCGGAUUCAAAUACCACUGCUAAGGUUAUUUCUCUUCCUCCCAUCCUUCCCUGCUCAUUGUUUUGAAGCCAUGUUGAUUUUUGUUCACAGUUCUACUCCUCAGUACUUUUCUUAUUGGCUGUGGUACUUGUCUGUCUGUCUGUCCUUUUAAGGCUGUGGGCAUUUCCAGAGUGUCUGGGAUGGGGUGGACAGGUCUGUUCAAACCAGGUGGCCUAACAGACUUUGGUUUGCCGAUCCUGCAGUGGCAUGGCUGAUCAAAGCACUGACAGUUCAGAGUCUGAGCUCCCUUGACCCCUCGAAUGUGCCUGGCAGCUCUCCCUGAACCUGGCCCUUGUGGCCCUGGGAAGUGUCUUGGUCCCCUGUGUUUGUAGGAGUCCUGCUAGACUCCUUGAGGUUACUUUUCUAGUCUUCGGGAAAGCUGGAAGGAGGUGCCAACUAACUUGAGAUGCUGCAUUUCCCCAUGAAAUUUCCUCCCUUAACCUUUCUAUCCCUGUUGUGGUAGAUAGAUUUGUAAAAAUCAUGGCGGGCAGAAUGACAUUCUUCAGCUCCUCUCCCCUGGGUUGCGUUUGAUUCUUCCUGCUGCAAAUGCUGCCAGCUCCCCAAGGGCGCAAGAAGCGCUGGCCCCCUCAACUCUCUUACACUCUCCCUGCAAACACCUCCAUGCCAUUUGGUCAUUUGUAGCUGGGCAAGCCUUGGUCUUCCUCGGAGUCGAAUCUGGGUUAAACUCCCCACCUCUUAGCCGCUGUCGGAAAACAGCCUGCCCUGCCCCCUCCUGUCCCUUGUAUCUGUUGCUUUGUUGGAUUGUUCAUAUGUCCUUGCCACAUUGAACGUAUGUACAACUUUUAUUAUGUUGACAAAUUAAAGGUAGUAGGUACUUUGAA